Lithohypha guttulata is the source of this 1182-nucleotide messenger RNA. RefSeq lists its product as uncharacterized. Bases 1 to 1182 code for a protein of 393 amino acids. The record is from RefSeq and is a predicted model, not a curated record. The transcript has a single exon. NCBI's taxonomy places the organism in Eukaryota, Fungi, Ascomycota, Eurotiomycetes, Chaetothyriales, Trichomeriaceae. Gene Ontology annotation, molecular function: hydrolase activity.
AUGCCUCACACCCGCACUCCACCCUCAACAAUCGAAGAAAUCCUAGCAACAGCCACCCCAGAUCCAGGAUGGACAGCCACACUCGAGAGCUGUCCCAUACCGUCCGGAGCAGACUACGAGCUCGAAACUCUCAAACAGCUUAGUGCCGCAAGUUUACCACGUUUACAGAAUGUGCUAAAAGCAAAUCGUCCCUCGGACGUCAAUGAGAUUGAGGUCUAUAUAGACAUUCCGAGCACGGAGCUUAAGCCGGAAGCGGGCAGGAAUAGAGUCAUUGUGACUUGGCCGAAGGACUCGAUUGAGCAUGAGGAGGGCUGGCCUGUGAUUGUGCUGUUUCAUGGUGGUGGACAUUCGAUUGGGUGUCCCGAGCAGGAACUACCGCUUGCGAGAUUGCUGGUACAGAAAUCUAACGCUGUUGUCGUACUUCCCUCAUACCGCUUAGCACCCGAGCAUGCCUUUCCCAGCAGCUUCAACGACGCCUUCGAGACGCUCAAGCAAGUCGCGGUGGAUGCCGUUGUCCUUACUGAAGCUGGCCCGGAUUGCCAAGCAGUCAAGGUCCUUCCGAAAGAACUUGCUGGCAAAAUAGAUCCAAAGCGGGGAUUCGUCAUAGGAGGAACUUCAGCCGGCGCCACCAUUUCUGCAUCGAUAUCACAUCUCUACCAUAAAUGGCGGUCAUCCUUUCCCUCAUUGCCGACUCAAAAUCCACCCGUAAUCACAGGUAUUUUCUUUGCUGCUGGCACAACACUCAAUCCAGACUGUGUCCCUGCCGCUUACCAGCCCUAUUUCUAUGCUCGCAAGCAAAACGAAAAUGCUCUUCCACUAGACAAAGACCUUGCCGCGCUCUUCCACACUGGUCUCAAUCACGACCCAAACUCUCCCAUCUGGGCUAGUCUCGAUCAACAUCCCGAGCUGAACCGUGAGAAAGUCGGCCAGGACCAUCUUUAUCUCAAAGAAGUGGGGACAAGGGUGUACUUCCAGGUCUGUGGGCAGGAUAUAUCGAGAGACGAUGGAUUGAUAUAUGAGCGUGUGUUGAGGGAGGAAGCUGGUGUUGAGACACGACUAGACCUAUACUCGGGAUUCGGUCAUUGUUUCUGGGGAAUGCCAGGCCCGUAUACGGAACUGCAGAUGAGUAAAAGAAGGAUGAGUGAUAGUGUGGAGGGCAUCGAAUGGUUGUUAAGGCGUUGA